AUGGUCAGUGUCUGGAUGUUGCUGUCGUGGCUCGAACAAGGAAUUCGCAUUGACACAUCCGUCAUGGGUAGUAAGACGGACGGAGGGCAAAAAGAUAAGAAAGACAAGAAGGAUAAGAAGGGCAAAAAGGACAAGAAAGGCAAAAAGCAUAAACACAAUAAGAGCGAGCUGGUGAACGAGAACGAGGUGGGCAGGGACAAGGCGGCAAGAGAGGCGGCGGAGGCGGCGCUAGCUACAACAAGAAGGUGGGACGGGAGAAGAGGAGGCAUGAAAAAAUCACCUUUGGCCCAGUCUUUGUUAUUUGUGUUUCAAUGCUGCGUCAGCACCGGCUCCGUUAUCGCCCGCUUUCACAAUCAAGACGAGACGGAUUUCUAUGGCGCGUGCGAUUUGUAUUGUUACUGA
This is a messenger RNA of Prorocentrum cordatum, 402 nucleotides long. The record is from the annotation of a GenBank genome assembly. NCBI's taxonomy places the organism in Eukaryota, Dinophyceae, Prorocentrales, Prorocentraceae.